CAUUUACAAAAAUUGAUAAUCGAAGUGUGUGUAUUUAUCUCGCAAUUUAUUAUCCAUAUUAUUGUAUUUAUUAAAAUAACAAUUCAAAACUACAGCUGUGGAUUGUAGGAAAACAAGGACUUACAAUUUUCAUUUUAACAUAUUUGCCGCAUAAUUUUGAAAAAUGAUGGUUUUAAAAUAUUAAAAAUAUUGUAUUGUUGGAAUUAAUCAACAAUUGUAAUUAAUAACAAUGGAAUGUAUAUCGUCAGCAACCCAAUCCUGUGGUGGGGGCAUUACAGGACAAUUAAUGAGUCAACUAAUAGGAGCUUUAUUAGCAUCACAGUGUGCUCUUAGUCCGACAUAUCCACCAGAUAUUUCUACAGAUCAUUUACCAACAUAUGAUUUUGUCGUGGUUGGUGCUGGUUCAGCUGGGGCUCCAUUAGCAGCCCAUUUAUCCAACAAUCCAGAUUGGAACAUAUUGUUAAUUGAUGCUGGGAGUGAUCCUCCACAGCAAGCUGAUAUGCCUGGGUUAAUAUUUCAUAGUUAUGACACCGAUUUUGAUUGGCGUUAUAAAACUGAGCCUCAAGCAAAUGCAUGUCAAAGUAAAAAUGACCAUCGGUGUAAAUGGCCUCGAGGAAAAGCUUUAGGAGGCACUAGUGUACUUAACGCUAUGAUAUAUCAAACUGGUAACGAAGCAGAUUACACCGAAUGGGAAAAACAAACAAAAGAUUCACGUUGGGGUUGGACAAAUGUAAAAAAAUACUUGGAUCAAUAUUCCAAAGAUAGUGAUGCAGACGUAUUUGAUACAAGCUAUGCAAAAUUGCAUCAAUUACAACAAUUACCCAUAAUGGCUGCCCAAGAAUUGGGUUUAGCUGAAAUCACUGAUUCGGAGCAAAUAUUAAACGGAACAAUUGGGUAUUUUCGUACGCGAGGUACAAUCAAAGAUGGUGUUAGAGAAACUACAGCAAAAACCUAUCUAAGCACUUUAAAAGCUCGGAAAAAUUUACAUAUUUUAAAAAACGCUUACGUUGGAAAGGUUAAUAUAAAAAAUCAGGAAGCAGAAAGUUUGGAUGUUUGGUUAAAUGAUAAAUGGAUCCAAAUUAAAGCGAAAAAAGAGAUUAUUUUAAGUGCAGGAGCAAUUAAUACGCCACAAAUACUCAUGUUAUCAGGAAUUGGACCAAAAGAUCAUUUAGAAUCGUUGAAUAUAAAAGUUGUAGCGGAUUUACCGGUUGGAAAAAAUUUACAAGAUCAUCCAAUUGUGGAUGUUUUCGCUGCAUUAAAAGAAUUACCAAUUGCUCCACUAACUACGAAAGAAAUGUUAGAUUUUCUUUAUCAAUAUUUUAUGCAUAAAACGGGACCGUUUGCCACAAUCGGUUUAACGGGAGUUCUUGGAUUUAUCAACUCGAAAAAUCCUCAAGCGAUAUAUCCAAAUUUACAAAUACAUCAUUGUGCAUUUAGCAUAAAUGAUAGCAUUGUUGGACCAUAUUUCCUAAAUUUAGCCAAUUACAACGAAGCAUAUGCGAAUGUUUUUAGACGAUUUAAUUCAAAAUAUCCCCUCAUGAUCCAAUUCCCAACUUUAUUAAAACCAAAAGCUCGUGGAUUUAUACAAUUAAAAAGUAUUGAUCCAUUUGAGGCACCAAUCAUUGAUCCAAAUAUUUUCGGACAUGAAGAAGAUGUUAACACUAUUCUAGAAGGUAUCGAUCAUUGUAUUCGAAUUAUUAAAUCGAAAACAUUCCAAGCAUACGCAGGAGCGGAAGUAAUUAAGAUGAAUGAGGAUGAAUGUGCUAAAUUUGAUGUUGAAUCCCAUGAUUACUGGCGAUGUAAUAUUAAACAUUCCGCGGCUACAAUUUAUCAUCCCGUGGGAACUGCACGAAUGGGUAUUGAUCCAGAAUUGAGUGUAGUGAAUUCAAAGUUACAGGUACAUGGUAUUAAAAAUUUACGGGUUGUGGAUGCGAGUGUUAUGCCAGAAAUACCAAGUGGUAAUACAAACGUUCCCACCAUUAUGAUUGGCUUACAAGCGGCUGAUAUCAUUAAGGAAAGUUAUGAGACUUCUAAAACUCAUAAUGAAUUGUGAUAAAAGUUUUUAUAAAUAGUGAUUUAGACUGAGUAAAUUUUAUUACUUUUUCAUGCAACGAAAUCACCCAAUUUCACCCAACGACAAAAAAAUUCGAUGCAUGAAAAGGCAUUUUUAAUUGUAGAUAAAUAUUUUGUAUUAUUUUUUGUUAAAAUAAAGUGAAAUUUGGAUUAAUUCCAAAAUUUCUUGGUUACUAUUUGAUUUGACUGUUUUGGGAAAUAAAGUUAAAAAGUUAUUUUUUUAUAUUUUA
Messenger RNA from Chrysoperla carnea, 2303 nucleotides. RefSeq names its product glucose dehydrogenase [FAD, quinone]-like. Lineage: Eukaryota; Metazoa; Arthropoda; Insecta; Neuroptera; Chrysopidae. The record is from RefSeq and is a predicted model, not a curated record. Gene Ontology annotation, molecular function: flavin adenine dinucleotide binding; ecdysone oxidase activity. The transcript is spliced from 3 exons. The coding region runs from base 230 to 2053 and encodes 607 amino acids.